AUGGCGCAAGUAGACCUAAAAGGCAAGACCAUUGUGGUCACGGGAGGAGGAAGUGGCAUUGGCCGCGCGACAUGCCUCGCCCUCUCGCAAGCGGGUGCCGCCGUAGUCGUGACAGACAUCAACUUCGACCGCGCGGAGGAGGUCUACAAGGAAAUCCAAGCCGCCGACGGCCCGGCCUCGACAGAAGCAGAAGCGGGUCAGCUCGACGUUCGAGAUCCAGCACGCUGCAAGGAACUGCUCGAUGAUCUGGCGUCCAGACGCACGAUCUCUGGUCUCUUCAACUGCGCCGGUGUGAACCCGACCAAUAUGCCGCUGGUGGACACGACGGAUGACUAUUUUGACCUCCUUGUCGGCGUCAACGUGAAAGGGACCUACAACAUGACGCGCGCCAUCAUUCCCCACCUCAAGCCGCACACAGGCUGCUCGAUCGUCAACGUUUCUUCCACUGCUGGGUUGAAGGCUGGAGCCGGCCUCGCUAUCUACAAUCUCACGAAAUUCGGCAUAAUCGGCUUCUCCAAAUCCAUGGCCCUCGAGCUCGGCCCCAGCGGCAUCCGCUGCAAUGCUGUAGCGCCUGGACCUAUCAUCACACCUACCAACGCCAAUGUCGUCGCUGGUCCAGAGUCUGUUCGCGCGCAGGCGGACAGGAUUGCUCUAAAGCGGCUGGGAGAGCCGGAGGAGGUCGCGAAUGUUGUUACGUUCUUGUUUGGGAAGGGGGCGAGUUAUAUGAAUGGGAGUGUGGUUGAGAUUACCGGGGGCCUGUGA
Messenger RNA from Cyphellophora attinorum, 762 nucleotides. RefSeq names its product 3-oxoacyl-[acyl-carrier-protein] FabG. The record is from RefSeq and is a predicted model, not a curated record. Gene Ontology annotation, molecular function: oxidoreductase activity, acting on the CH-OH group of donors, NAD or NADP as acceptor. The transcript has 4 exons. NCBI's taxonomy places the organism in Eukaryota, Fungi, Ascomycota, Eurotiomycetes, Chaetothyriales, Cyphellophoraceae. The coding region runs from base 1 to 762 and encodes 253 amino acids.